Messenger RNA from Cinclus cinclus, 962 nucleotides. It is a transcript of the gene RASSF3, whose product is annotated as Ras association domain family member 3. The coding region runs from base 1 to 888 and encodes 295 amino acids. Gene Ontology annotation, cellular component: cytoplasm. Lineage: Eukaryota; Metazoa; Chordata; Aves; Passeriformes; Cinclidae. Gene Ontology annotation, biological process: signal transduction. The record is from RefSeq and is a predicted model, not a curated record. The transcript has 6 exons.
AUGGCAGUGAGAAAUGAUCUGAGCGAAACCAUCAGGAGGAUAGCACGGUUUUUUUACUGGUUUCCUAAAUCAUUGAGCACUUCGAGGAGAAGGACAGUAAAACUUGUCUGGAAAUCUCCUGAUUGUAGGUACACCUGCCAUGCUCACUGCCAAGACCUGGUGCACCUGGGCUGCCGGCGGAAUGGAAAAUUAAUGGACUGCCUCGCUCCACAUGACACCUUAGAUUCAUUUUACAGCAGCGGUCAGGAUGCUCAGAAGGAGAGAGAACCUCAUGUUUAUCUCAGUAAAGAAGAAGUUAAAGAGAAGAUACAAAGCUAUAACUCAUCUGUCACUGAUAAAUUAAAGAUGACCUUGAACGCGAAUGGGAUUUACACUGGCUUCAUCAAAGUCCAGAUGGAACUAUGCAGACCUAUCACUGUGCAGUCCUCCCAGAGCCAGGGGAGGUGUGCUCCCAGCAAUCAGGAAACUGCUUUUUACCUGCCUGAUGGCUGCGUGAACACCCUUCACAUCAGCAGCACCAACACUGUUCGGGAAGUUAUCGAGGCCUUGCUCAAGAAGUUCUUUGUGGCUGACAACCCUGCGAAGUUUGCACUUUAUAAACGCUGUCACAAGGAAGAUCAAGUUUAUACAUGCAAGCUGUCAGACAGAGAACAUCCCCUCUACCUGCGCUUGGUGGCAGGCCCCAAAACAGAAAUGCUCAGUUUUGUUCUACGUGAGCAUGAAACUGGAGAAGUCAUGUGGGAAGCUUUUAGCAUUCCUGAACUGCAGAACUUCUUGCGCAUACUGGACAAAGAGGAAAAUGACCAACUGCAGAUCUUGAAGAACCGCUACGCAGCUUACAGGGGCAAACUUGAAGAAGCCCUUCGUGGGGUGUUGAAACCUGGUUAAAAGGGGGCCAAAGGACACUCAGGAAAACGCACGCUACCAAUGUCAAUAGAGCAUGCCAAACCCAAUGUACAAAG